This is a messenger RNA of Haliotis rubra (blacklip abalone), 1674 nucleotides long. RefSeq names its product frizzled-1-like. NCBI's taxonomy places the organism in Eukaryota, Metazoa, Mollusca, Gastropoda, Lepetellida, Haliotidae. Gene Ontology annotation, cellular component: plasma membrane. The coding region runs from base 43 to 1116 and encodes 357 amino acids. Gene Ontology annotation, molecular function: Wnt receptor activity; Wnt-protein binding. The transcript has a single exon. The record is from RefSeq and is a predicted model, not a curated record. Gene Ontology annotation, biological process: non-canonical Wnt signaling pathway; canonical Wnt signaling pathway.
CUUCAGUUUGCUCUAUUGCUCUGUUGGACACAAGUCACCAAGAUGAAGUGGCAGGUGUAUCUAGUCCUGCUCUGUGGGCUACUCUUCUUAGCAUCAUGCAUUUCAGCACAAAGACAAAGAGGUAAUCGCAGGAAUCGGCCAAACCGACCAAACCGACCAAAUCGACAGAAUCGACCAAACCGGCAAAACCGACCUAAUCGCCGUGGAAAUGCCGGUCGAAGAGGUGGGCGUCCUUCCACAAACCAGGGCAGAGGUUCAUCCACCCCACUGCCAACAAACUCGACCCAGUGUGAGUUGAUUCAAGUUCCGAUGUGUAGAGGUAUGAUCGGCUAUAGCCACACUCGUCUCCCGAAUCAGUUCGGCCAUACCACCCAGCUCCAAGUGUACCGUGCCCUAGAAUACAUGUGGGCUUUCAUGGACAUUGGAUGUUCUGCCGAUUUCCGAACAACUGCAUGUGGGUACCAUUUACCUAAGUGUACGCCAGGUCAAACAGAGCUGCUGCUACCCUGCAAGGAGACCUGCAACCGUGCUCGUAGAUGCAAGGUGAGGAUGAGGCAGUUGCAGUCACAGUGGCCAACUCAGUUCCAGUGCAGAAGUCUUACUUCACAUCGGCAAGGGAACUGUGUUCCACCCAAACAGAGAGCCCCAUCCUGCCACCAGCGCCAUCUGACGUGUGAACGUAAUCAGAUUCCCCUGUGUCAGAACCUGACCUUCUCCCAAGGGUCGCUUCCCAACAUGUUUCUUCAGUGCAACGUGCAGGAGAUUGAAGCAGAGAUGCAACAGUUUCAGGACCUGCUGAGAACCAACUGCUCCCCUCAUCUUCGAUUCUUUAUGUGUGGGAUAUACAUGCCGUACUGUGUUCGAGCAGAGACUCCCUUCGCUCUGCCAUGUCGGGAAAUUUGUGAGGGAGUUCGACGAAACUGUGAGAGAGUUUAUCGUCGCAUGACAGGAGGUCUUCCUUGGCCAAGCAAGUUUCAGUGUCAUCGGUAUCCACAGUCCACCAAUGUCCAGCAAGUAUGUGCCUCUCCCUCGGAUGUUGUGCUCCGAACUCCAGAACCAGAGCCCUCUACAAGACGACCACGGCGACAACGAAAUACGACCCGCACUAGCAACUAAUACCCUCAGCCACCAGGUGAUUAUAAACAUGAGAAGAUGAAAUAUGAUCCUGGUAUAUUGUGAACUUUUGUUGAUCAAUGUCUCACACUGAGAUAUUGACAGGACUGUAUGCUUCAUAAAUUAAAUAACUUCCGAAACAAACCAAAGAACCUUGAACAGUGUGCUGUAUAAAUACAUUCAGAAAGAAACCAUGCACAUUGCUGCCUUAGAAACAAACACACCAUCUACCAUGUCAGUUCAGAAGCAAACAAUGCACUGUGUCGCCUCAGAAACAAACAGUUCAUGUACUGUGUCACCUAAGAAACAAACACAUCAUGUACAGUGUUCCUAAAGGACACCAAUCUGCUCAUAUGGCUUAAAAACAACCGACCUCGAGGUCAUCAUAAUGGUCAAAGCGAUGAACAUUUUAAAACUCUGGCACCGUAAGUUUUCAUCAGUGACAGUUGACAAAUCCUUUAUAAUGUACGACCUGUAGAUCGAGGACUGACUGACUGAGUUUGGUUUUACGCCGGUUUUAGCAAUACUCCAGCAAUAUCACGGCGGGGGACACCAGAAAUG